Molecule: messenger RNA, 2246 nt
Organism: Xenopus laevis (African clawed frog)
Lineage: Eukaryota; Metazoa; Chordata; Amphibia; Anura; Pipidae
Gene: ccn6.S
Product: cellular communication network factor 6
Exons: 7
Coding region: 419-1516 (365 amino acids)
Source: RefSeq, a predicted model, not a curated record
UGUAACUAAUUAGUUGUGCCAGUCAGUUAAAUUUUAGGUUGUUUACAACAUCAAGGUCAAUGUUAACACACAUCGGCAUGGCUAAAAAUGCUCAACAUCUAAGACAAACAAAGAAAUGGAUAAUCUGCUUCCAGUGGAAUUGCCAUGGUAAACAUUCCAACUUUAUUUAAAACUGAUUCCUAAAAUGCUUGCAAGCAUACACAUGAAAGAGCCUAAAAUAUAAGGAAAGUGGUUGGUGUGAAUCCUGUUGAGCCUUUGGGUACAUGACGCAGAUGCCUGUACUCCUGAAUAUGUGUGUUUAUUGGAGGGUAUGUGUGUGCAGAGGAAGGUAACUGGGACAGAGGAGAGCUUUGUGUGCUGUUCCAUAUUCAGCUGGGCAGCAUAGCUAUCUCUCACUCAGAUUUCAGCCUUUUUGAACAUGCAGUGGCUUCUUUUCACUCUUCUCACAUUUUAUGCAGAGCAGUUUGAUUCCAGUGCAGAAGAAAAUGGUAACUCGUCCCUGAUGACUGGGAUAAUAUCAGCUGAGUCAGAAGUUCUCCAUCGCAGGCAGUUUUGCCAUUGGCCUUGCGAAUGCUCACACCAAAGCAAUUGCCUACCAGGAAUGAGCCGGGUAAAAGAUGGCUGUGGAUGUUGUAAGAUGUGUGCCAAACAAUUAGGAGAAAGCUGUAAUGAAGCAGAUGUGUGUGACCAUCAUAGAGGUCUAUAUUGUGAUUAUUCCGCUGACAGACCUAAGUAUGAAGUUGGAAUUUGUAAAUAUAUGCUAGCAGUGGGAUGUGAGCUCAAUGGAAUUCUUUAUAAAAACGGGCAAACUUUCCAGCCCAGUCCCUAUUACAUGUGCCUGUGUAUAAGUGACACAAUUGGAUGCACACCAAUACUUGUUGGAAAACAGGACCAAACUCAAUGUGCCACGUCCCCAGAUGUUUGCUGGGCUUUUAACCUGCUUCCUGCUCUGACAUCCCUAAGCCAAUAUCUACCUUUCAGGUUUGCAGCCAGUUGGCCUGUGUAUGGUGCCAUAAUGAUGGCUGUCCUGAUGAAGGCACUUUAUAAGGUUUUGCCACUUGUCUGGAAAAGAAAAUGCCUUGUCCAUGCUACGCAAUGGAGCCCUUGCUCAAAAACCUGUGGUAUGGGGAUUUCUAUCCGAGUGACCAAUGAAAACAGCAAAUGUGAACGUAGGCAAGAGAGGCGGCUCUGCUUUCUCAGGCCCUGCAACUCCACCUUACUCAGCACUAUCAAGGUUCCAAAAGGAAAGACUUGCCAACCCACCUUCCAACCUCCUCAGCCAGUGAAAAUGGUGAUAUCAGAGUGUUCAUCAGUGCGUACCUACAAACCAACUUAUUGCGGGGUGUGCAAAGAUCGCAGGUGCUGCAUACCUAACAAAUCCAAAAUGAUAACAGUCCGUUUCAACUGCCCAAAUGAAGGAUCUUUUUCGUGGAAAAUUAUGUGGAUAACAUCCUGCGUUUGUCAGAAACAAUGCAAUCAUCCUAGAGAUGUAUUUCCUCACCUUAUUUUUUUGUAAGCAGCCCCUCCCAUGUUUUGAUUCCAGGCUGUAAGUAUACUUCUCAUUUUUGCAUUGUUGAGCUCGCAAAUGUGGAAAAAUGGGGAGAAAACAAUGACUGGAGGUAGGGAAGCACCUCUGGAUGGGAUUAAACAUUAAACAUUCUGGAUACACAAGUCUGGAAAAAUCACAAUGUGGAAAGGAUAUUAUAAAGGAGUUAUGAAGACUAAUUCUACAACAUCUCUACAAGAAUAAAAGUCAAAUCACGUACCUUCAAAUAAGAAACCCAUUACAACAAACUAAAUAAGGUUAAGUGCCAGAGACUGGAAUGGAUUCUCCUUGCCACCUUCUAGUGUCCUGCAUAAACAUUUGUGAUGAGAUCAUUUAAAGUCACUUUUGAAACAAGGCAUAUUAUAUAAUGUGGUCACAUUGUUCCUGUGUGUGUGCACAGAUAGAUUUCAUAUUUUUGAAUUAUUGUGCCCCCUUACUUCUUACUUCUACUACCUAUUUAAAGUAAUAUGUUUUAUUGCAUUCAUUUGUUGAAGGAAAUACCUGAAUCUUAAAAAAAAAAAAAAAAAUUAUAUAUAUACAUAUAUAUAUAUAUAUAUAUAUAUAUAUAUAUAUAUAUAUAUAUAUACGAUACAAAUGCUAGUAACAGAACUCACGCUUUGCAGUAUCUUUGCGGUGCACGUCCCAUGAGGUCUCCGGUCAUAUAUACACACACACAUAUACACACACACACACACACACA